Messenger RNA from Stylonychia lemnae, 990 nucleotides. The record is from the annotation of a GenBank genome assembly. Lineage: Eukaryota; Ciliophora; Spirotrichea; Sporadotrichida; Oxytrichidae.
AUGAAGGAUAAUGAAGAGAUUAGUCCUCUGAGUCGUAGAAAGCCCUUUAGUUAGUGGCUACAACAAUCUCAAAAAGAAAAUUAAAUGAAACUUAUGCAGGGAUACAAGAGCUACUAUCAGAAUUAUCCCAAGGCAUAUUCAAGGCUAAGUUCCCCAGGAUUUAGUAGAAGUGGUUAAACACCUACAGAAGUCUAGAAUAUAGAUGUAUUCUAAAGAUAUCAAAUGCUGACAACUUAGAAAAGAGCCUAGUCCUUAGCUGCAUCGAGUGAGACUCCAAACUUCAAACACGGAGAAAGCGUUAACAAAAGUUUCGGAGGUGGUAAUAACAACUCAAUCACUCUUGGAGGUUAUCAAGGUGGGUCUCAGUUUGGAGCCUCAGUCAAGUAUACUGAGUCGAUAGACGGCUCUAUUAAUCCCUAUACAAUUAAAAGAGCUGGUCCGAAUGCUCAUUAAUUUAAAUUCCAUUUUGAGAAGUCUAAUUUUUAGAGAAAAUCUGACUAUCUAAUGGAGAAGAUCGAAUCUGCUUUGGAAUAGGACUAAUAAAAGAGAAAUUUUUCGACUAUGAAUAGCCAUCCAAUCAAUAGUAGUAUAGAAUUUAAAAGAAUGAAAGAAGAAAAAUAGCAGGAGCUUCUUAAGAAAUUCAGAUUAAGAUAGUAGCAUCAGAAGAGUCCUUAGCCUGAUGAAAUCAAGGUAUAGAUUGGCUUAAUCAAGAUGAAAGAAGUAGAUGUAGAAAGUGAAGUGAAGUAAGAAUUGAUUAAGACUAUCUAAGCUAAGCAGAAGCUCAUGGUAAAUAACACAAUCAGCUUUAGAUAUGAUGAUCUGCCAGGCAUUGGGAUCUCAAAGGACUAACUUAUGAUGCUAAAAAGGAAAACCUAGGAUAGGGAACUGAAGGAUAUUAGCAAGGUGGUGUAUGAGGACUCACUAAGACAGAGUAUUCGUAUGUAUCAGCAACCUAACUAGUAUAAAUAAAGAAGAAUUGAUAGAGUUUGA